This is a messenger RNA of Peromyscus maniculatus bairdii (prairie deer mouse), 4782 nucleotides long. It is a transcript of the gene Sanbr, whose product is annotated as SANT and BTB domain regulator of CSR. NCBI's taxonomy places the organism in Eukaryota, Metazoa, Chordata, Mammalia, Rodentia, Cricetidae. The record is from RefSeq and is a predicted model, not a curated record.
CUCGUCGUCCCGCCUGGCUCCGGUCCGACGCCUUUGUCUGCCCCGUCUCCAGCCCGCGCCCCGUCUCGGCGCCCACGCCGCGGAAUCCGGGCCCGGAGGACGCGCCGCGCAGGGAGCCUCGGACCCGGGCUGAAACAGUUGAAGCCCCAGGUUGCCCUGCAGACAUGGUAAAGCAGGAUGAGGAAAUUGAGACACAGAUGAUUUGAACUAGGUAAUAUCUUACUGGUAGAACCAGGAGACACAGUUGGAGGGUUCCACUUCAGAAUCUAUACUCGUAACUACUACACUGUACAGAUCCUUCAAUAAGCUCCAAAAGAUGAGUCGUGGGUAUCCAGAAAACAAUAAUUUCCUGAAUAAUAACAACCAAAUGGUAUUGGAUAUGAUCCUUUAUCCAUUAAUUGGAAUCCCUCAGACCAUCAACUGGGAAACAGUGGCAAGGCUUGUGCCUGGAUUAACACCCAAAGAGUGUGCAAAAAGGUUUGAUGAGCUGAAGAGCAGCGGAAGCUCACCUGUUGACAACCAGUACAACCCCUUAAUGGCGGCUGGGGAGGGUCCUGUGGAGUCUUUAGCCACUUACAUUAAGUCUUCGCUUCUGGAAGCACAAGCAGAUUUUCAAGAGACUCCAGUUGAUCAAGAUACAGUUUCUAAAGCAGGAAGACAUAGUAUAGCUUCCACAAGGAAUUGUUCUUCAGAAAGUGAGAAUUGUACUGCUCGUAAUGCUGGCGAAAAGACUGAAGAAUCUGAAGGGCCAAACAUGGUGAUCCACGUAUGUGAUGAAGCAAAAAACUUGAAAGAAGAUUUUAUUUGCCCACGAGAUCUUUUGAUAUCAGAAAUGAAGUACUUUGCUGAAUACUUAUCUAUGGAUGCCCAGCGCUGGGAAGAGGUGGACAUUUCAGUUCAUUGUGAUGUUCACAUUUUCAACUGGUUGAUAAAAUAUGUUAAAAGGAACAUUAAGGAGAAUAAAGAUUGUGAGAUUCCCACUUUAGAGCCAGGAAAUGUCAUUUCAAUUCUUAUUUCUUCAGAGUUCUUGAAGAUGGAUUCAUUAGUUGAACAGUGUAUUCAGUAUUGCCACAGAAAUAUGAAUGCCAUAGUAGCUGCUCCAUGCAACAUGAACUGUAUCAAUGCAAACCUCCUUACACGCAUAGCUGAUCUGUUUACACACAACGAAAUUGAUGACCUAAAAGACAAAAAAGAUAAGUUUAGGAGUAAACUUUUUUGUAAGAAGAUUGAAAGACUGUUUGAUCCUGAGUACUUCAAUCCAGAUUCUCGAAACAAUGCAGCAACAUUAUAUAGAUGCUGUUUGUGUAAGAAACUUUUAACCAGAGAAACAGAAAGAAGAAUUCCUUGCAUCCCUGGAAAAAUCAAUGUGGAUCGACAUGGAAAUAUUGUCUACAUCCACAUAAGAGAUAAAACCUGGGAUGUACAUGAGUAUUUGAAUAGUCUUUUUGAAGAAUUAAAAUCUUGGAGAGAUGUAUACUGGCGCUUGUGGGGAACGAUCAACUGGCUGACGUGUUCAAGGUGUUACCAGGCUUUUCUCUGUAUUGAAUUCUCGCAUUGUCAGUAUCACACAGAAAUGGUAGUUUAUUCCACCACAAUAAGUUCACUGAGCACUGUGGGCACUGGAGUUUAUCCCUGCUGUAACCAGAAGGUUCUUCGAUUUGAUCCCACUCAGCUCAAAAAGGGCUGUAAAGUGAGGGACCACAUGGUUAUUCUUCAUGAUCAAGGAGAAACUGAUGAUUUACUUUCUUGUCCAAGUGCUAGAAUACUGGACGAUCUACACAAGCACAGAGAUGUCAUUGUUGUGCCUUUUUGUAAAGAUGUGGUGAGUGACCCUGGGCUUGGCUCCUGUGAUGAAAAGGGCCUGGAAUAUGAUGUUUUACUGGAACCAAAUACGCCAUGGGGCCCCAAAACUGGGGAGCUCAAUGCUUUCUUGUCACUGAAAAACUGGACUCUGCAGUUGAAACAGCAGUCGCUAUUUUCAGAAGAGGACGAGUACACCACUGGGUCUGAAGUCACUGAAGACGAAGUCGGUGAUGAAGAAGAAGUGGCCAAGAAACAAAGGAAAAGGGAAAAGCCAAAGAAGUUUACUAAGCAACCAAAGAAGCAGCUGUCUUCACCCUGUUCUCAAAAGAAAGAAAAGGCGCUGGAGAAGUCAACUUCUAGAGAUGUGUCUCCUUUCGUUGUGAGCAUGCAGAAGAAUAAGUGGGAUGCCACAAGAUCCUUGAGAUUCAACCAGGAUGCACAAAGAGAAGAUGAUCAGCGGCGGAUGUCUGAAAUUACAGGGCACCUAAUAAAAAUGAGAUUGGGUGACCUGGACCGAGUCAAGUCAAAGGAAUCAAAAGAAUUUGCAGGAGGUAUUUAUUCUAGGCUUGAAGCGCAAGUCAAAGCCUUGGCCACACCUGGCAGCGCCCGGCAGAACAGCUCAGACAAAAAUCCCAGGUCUAAAAGUCGUUUUGGUCAAGGGCGUCCUGCAUAAAGCACCCUAAAAUAUAAAAAGAGAGAAGGCACACUCCUGGACAUCUGCAGUUGUUCAUUUCCUGAAGACCUUCCAAACAAUGACUUCUAGGUGUUUUCUUAGUUAUUCCUGCAAACCGCAUAAAUCAUGCUGAGACACAUACAUAGUUAGGCUUCAUUCAAAUCUAACUGUAAAUAUAAAUUUUAAUAUCAACUUCUCUUUGUGUAAUUCUAGGCUGUGAAGAAAAUAAUCACAAACUUUGCAUAGUUGAUUCCUAAUAUUUGUUACCCUUUAUUUAUUUGAAAGAGAAGAGACCUAAAUUGUCAGAUGACUGAGUUUUGGUAAGACUUGACGAAAUUAAGGGACAUGAUUGAUAUAGUGUUUUUGUGAAUGUAUCCUGAUCAUCAUAUGUUUGGGACUGUUGAGUCUUAGGUAUAGCAUUGAAAAAUGAAUUUUGUAGGAUGAAAUGUCCAGUGAUGCUAAGUGUAGGUUUGUGUGAAUGUUAAGGCAUGACGGAUCUCAAAGCUGCAUUAAUGAGUGUCAAGGUGAAGUUACUCAAGUAGCAUGUUGGUCUAGAAGGGUAAUUAUGUGGAGAAACUUUGGUUUCUUCCAGUUUUUCGUGCAUCUCUGUCGGUCAUCUGAGCCUGAAUUACUGGCCGUCAGUUUCUCCUCUGUGAAGCUAGUGGAUGGUUGAGGGAAGAAUCACUAGAGUUCUGCAGCAGUCACUUGCAUGGUUCUCCAGCCCAUCCAUUCUCUAAACCUAUUUCAACAGCCCCUUAAAAAUUACAAUUGCUAGUUGCUUUAAAGGUGUCUUAAAAUUCCCAGAUAGAUUAGAUGGCUGGAAAUUUUAUACAUUCAAGGAAAAUAAAACUAUUUUAUAGAUCAUGUUUUAAUUUUUUUCUAAUCAGAUACAUAACGUACCAAGGGAAUUUUUGUUCCAGACUGUAAGCAUGUACUAAAUUAUAUGUUCGGAAAUUAUUUAUAGAUCUCUGAAAACCAUAAGAUGCACACAAUUUCUACUUUUAGUUUUCCUUUGCCUUUUGGUUCAUGUCUUCAAAUUAUUCAGUGAACAAGCCUUGAUAAUAUGUAACAGAACAGGAGUUUUAAAAGAAAAGUUCAAAUCUGACACUCAGUUCACACAAAAAGAAAUUAUAAUUUUUUUUUUUUCGAGACAGGGUUUCUCUGUGUAGCUUUGCGCCUUUUCCUGGAACUCACUUGGUAGCCCAGGUUGGCCUCGAACUCACAGAGAUCCGCCUGGCUCUGCCUCCCGAGUGCUGGGAUUAAAGGCAUGUGCCACCACCGCCUGCUAAGAAAUUAUAAUUUGUAAUGUAUCUUUUAGUUGCUAUAUGAAGCUCAAUUAUUGGAAUAUGUUUUUAAUGUCUGGAUUUUGUUUUAUAUAUGUAUGCUUUUCAGUUGUCUGAUACUGUGGAAGUUGCUUAUACCAUAUUUAUUUUAAAAAGUGUUUCUUAGCACACCAUGUGUGGGUCUCAUUAGUCCUCCGCCUUACGUUGGCUCCUGUUCUCUGAUAGAGGAUUUGGACGUACAUGUGUAAAGAGGCCUGUUGGAAUCCUUGUAAUCAGGAGGAAAUCUGCUCUUCCGUUUUUUCCUGAUGAUAAAGUGUACAUACAUGCUUCUCCCCUGAGGGGACUGAACUACUGAUUGAUGCUAACAAACCAGACUUUAUUACAAUCUGACUGUAUACAGAAUAUGUUUUGUUGUUUUGUGUCUGUCUGUGAUACAUGGGCAGGCAUUCCUUCUGCCAAGUACUUUAAGGAUUUCCUUACAUUAAUUCUGAGUUUAUACGUCUUUAAUUGAAAUAAAGGGCACUGUCAAAAACGGUGGGGAAAGCCCCUGGAUCUGACUCUGCUGUCUGACGAGUCUGGAGUCUCUCUAUUCUACAUGUUUCCCUGGAAAAUUAGCUGUAUUCCAAGGUGAAAUGCUGAGGGUUUGUGAUUAUCACCCAUCACUCUGGAAACUGAAAUAGGAAAAUCCCACAUUCUAGACCUAUCUCAGAACGUUAGCAAAACAUUGAAGGGUUAAAACACUACAGAGGGUCUGGGUACGUGGCUCAAUAGCAGAACACUUGUCUGGGGUGCACAGGAACUGGGAUGGAUCCUCACUCGCAGGUGUGAGUGGAAACCGUACUGUGGAAUCUGGCCACACUGCCGACUGCACAACUUCUUCAUCGUAUUUGUUACUUUUCUUUGGAAUGUUUAGCCAGGCAUUGUGACUAAAUAUAUACUAAAUUGUAUAUAAUUAUUUUGGAAGCUGAGGCUGAAACUGUCAUAUUUUAGCAGAUGGCAAAUUUAAAUAAACAUUAAAAAGCC